Messenger RNA from Labrus bergylta (ballan wrasse), 966 nucleotides. RefSeq names its product olfactory receptor 10A3-like. The record is from RefSeq and is a predicted model, not a curated record. Gene Ontology annotation, cellular component: membrane. Gene Ontology annotation, biological process: G protein-coupled receptor signaling pathway; detection of chemical stimulus involved in sensory perception of smell. NCBI's taxonomy places the organism in Eukaryota, Metazoa, Chordata, Actinopteri, Labriformes, Labridae. Gene Ontology annotation, molecular function: olfactory receptor activity; odorant binding; G protein-coupled receptor activity.
AUGGAAAACAGCACUAACUCUUUUUACUUCAACCUUACUUUGUUCAUGAACAUUGGGCACUACCGUUAUCCAUCCUUUGUUUUUUGCCUUCUUCUCUACAGUUUUAUUGCGUCUGCAAAUCUUGCCAUGAUAUUGAUCAUAAUAAGGGAAAGGACACUUCAUGAACCAAUGUAUAUUUUCAUUGCAUUUUUAUCUGUCAACUCUCUGUAUGGGUCCACUGGUUUCUUCCCCAGAUUCUUAAUGGAUCUACUGUCUGAUAGUCAUUUAAUCUCUCGUCCUGCUUGUUUCACUCAAAUCUAUAUUAUUUACACAUAUGCCUCUUAUGAACUGACCAUACUGAGCAUAAUGUCAUAUGAUAGAUAUGUUGCUGUUUGUCAUCCUUUACAUUAUCACAGAAAGAUGAACUCUAAAACAGUCUAUAUGUUAGCUUUUUUGGCUUGGGUCAGCCCAGCCUGUUACCUCACAAUAACACUUAACAUGAUAGUCAGGCUUCCUCUAUGUGGAAACAUUAUAGAGAAGGUGUACUGUGCCAGCUGGAAUAUUGUCAAAUUAUCAUGUAUUACAGAUGCUGUUGAUAAUAUUUUUGCACUGUUGGGGGCAAUAACAAUAGCUUUUCUUCCCUUUGCUUUUAUCUUCUACACUUAUCUGAGAAUUGUUGUUGCUUGUUGGAAAAACUCAUCAGAGGUCAGGGGGAAAGUUUUACAGAGUUGUUUACCACAUGUUAUAUCCUUUGGUAUUUAUUCUAUAACAUCAUUUAGUGAUACUGCCCUGAGCCGACAAAAUCUUGAAAACAUAAAUCCAUUCACUGCCAUAAUUAUUUCUUUAGAAUUUGUUAUCAUUCCUCCACUUCUGAAUCCUCUAGUGUAUGGCCUGAAAUUACCAGAAAUUAGAAGACACAUUAUCAAGAUAUUCUGCUUUAAAGCUAAAAUUAAAAGAAAAAUACCAGAUUCUUCAGUGAUUGUUUGA